AAGAUAAGGCGGACAUUAGCAAUACAUCGCUAAUCUGGAAAGCUAGCGUGAAUUUAAUAGUGUCAAAAUGUGUUAUAUCCAAAAACUGAGAACGUUGGUGCAGCAGAGAGUAAAUACUGUUGUUGAAGAGAUAUUUGGGCUGUUUGAAAGAACCAUAGCAGAGUACGAGGAGGAACUUUCGAGAACAAAAAAGGAGAACAAGCGACAACGCGAACUGCUGAAUGCAGUUUUCAAGCCUUCUGUUCGUUUGCACCGAGAAGAUAUCCAGCGGGUGUCAGUGGAGAGUCACGAAGUGGUUCCCUCUGAGCAGCAGGAAUGGAACUCCAGUGUGGGGCAGGAGUCAGAGCCCCGCCACAUUAAAGAGGAGGAACCAUGGGAGCAGCUUCACGGGCUUGAGAAGGCUGACAUCACCAAGUUCACAUUUAUCGGCGUCCCUGUCAAGAGCGGACAUGAUGAAGCUCAGUCAUCACAGCUUCAUCACUGUCACAGUGAGGAGAACAGACAGGCAGAGCCUCUAAUUCAACACAUGACAACAGAUGAUGAUGGAGAGCGCUGUGGAGGACCACAAGCAGACAGAGACUUUGCUCCACUGUCAGAUAUGGACGACAUGAUGUCAGACUCUUCUGAGACCGAUCACAGCGACGACACCACAGAACAUUUAGAGAGUAAUAAGGACUCUAAAGGUGAUAUGAGACAUCACGCUGACAACAAACACUUUGACUGCUCUGAAUGUGAGAAAUCUUUUGGGCAGAAGGCUCAUUUCAUAAGACACAUGAAAACGCACACGGGAGAGAAACCUUUUGCUUGCUCAGUUUGCGCGAAAAGAUUCUCCUUAAAGGAACACAUGAAAAAACACAUGAUGAUACACACGGGGGAGAAACCCUUCUCCUGUUCAGUUUGUUCUAAAGGAUUCCGAGUAAAGUACGAAAUGAUGAGGCACAUGAAAACGCACACGGGCGAGAAACAGUUUACCUGCUCCGUUUGCAUGAAAAGUUUCUCCCGGAAGGAUUAUAUGAUAAUACACAGAAGAACGCACACAGGAGGACAUUUCAGCUGCUCACUUUGUCCUAAAAGAUUCUCAUGUAAAAGAUACGUGAUGAUACACAUGAGGACGCACUCCGGGGAGAAACCGUUCAGUUGUGAUGCGUGCGACAGAAGCUUCACUUACAAGUAUCAGGUGAACAAACACAAGUGUGCUGGUGCAGGAAGUUAAGCUGCGGGGAUUUAAAUACAUUCUCUGUCUAUGAUAGACAACACUUGAGACGAGAGCAGCAAUUAUGUCGUCCUCAGUAAAAAAUACAACUUGCGGUCAGAAUCAGAGGCUGUAAUGAUUUUAUCUGGUGGUAGUUUUUUUUGUUUAACAAAUACAUAACAUGGAGCACAUGCUUGAAGCAUUUUAUUAUUUCAAAAUUGCAAUUACUUUUAAUUACAUGUUUGUCUUGUAUAUUUCUGGUACUGAAUAUUGUGAUUAACAUGGCACUGAUUAUUGUGUUGAAGCUAUACUGUAUGUCCAGCAAUGGUUUACCCUUUUUUCUUACUCUAUUCAUUCCAUAGUUUGGUGGUUUUCACUGAAAUAUAAAUCUGUCCUUUUAUUCUUUUCCUCAUUAUUUCAUUUACUGAAUUGUGUUUGUCCCACAUGGAAUGGAAUUGUCUUCUGUGUUCACACACACACACAAACAUCCAUUCCAGAAAUAUACUGUAGAUUGUGGGAGGAAGCCAGAUUACCCGGAGAGAACCGACGCACGGGGAGAACAUUA
This is a messenger RNA of Dunckerocampus dactyliophorus (ringed pipefish), 1757 nucleotides long. RefSeq names its product zinc finger protein OBI1-like. The coding region runs from base 68 to 1213 and encodes 381 amino acids. Gene Ontology annotation, biological process: regulation of transcription by RNA polymerase II. Gene Ontology annotation, molecular function: DNA-binding transcription factor activity; RNA polymerase II cis-regulatory region sequence-specific DNA binding. Lineage: Eukaryota; Metazoa; Chordata; Actinopteri; Syngnathiformes; Syngnathidae. The record is from RefSeq and is a predicted model, not a curated record. The transcript has 2 exons.